Messenger RNA from Gadus chalcogrammus (walleye pollock), 1671 nucleotides. Its product is annotated as guided entry of tail-anchored proteins factor 1-like. The transcript is spliced from 5 exons. Gene Ontology annotation, biological process: tail-anchored membrane protein insertion into ER membrane. NCBI's taxonomy places the organism in Eukaryota, Metazoa, Chordata, Actinopteri, Gadiformes, Gadidae. The record is from RefSeq and is a predicted model, not a curated record. Bases 79 to 591 code for a protein of 170 amino acids.
UGUGAAAGUGUAGUGAGCCGGGUAAAGCACUGCAGGCGGCGCGAAGCUGAGGCUGGAGGAAGAAGAAGAAGAAUAAACAUGGCGUCUGGGUGUGCGUGGUUCCUGGUGCUGGUGUCGGUUUUCAUUUGCAAUUUCAUGAAAAUACUUCUCCCAACAGUGUCGUCCUUUCUGUCCAGAGUGGUCCAGAAAGAUGCGGAGCAGGAGAGCGAGAUGAGGACAGAGAUCCAGGAGAUGAAGAAGGAACACUCCUCUAUUAGCAUGAUGGACGAGUUUGCUAGAUAUGCUAGAUUGGAGCGUAAAAUCAACAAAACGACGGACAAAUUGAAGACGCAUGUGAAAUCAAGAACUGCACAACAGGCUAAAAUGAAAUGGGUUGUGAACAUACUGUUUUAUAUUUUACAGGCGGCCCUCAUGAUCUCUCUGAUUUGGAAGUACUACUCUGAUCCUGUGACAGUGAUUCCCAGUAAAUGGAUUGCUCCUGUGGAACGCCUGGUGGCUUUCCCAACUGGAGUAACAGGUGGCGUGGGAAUCACAUGCUGGCUGGUUGUCUGCAACAAGGUUGUCAGUCUUGGUCUCCAUGCUGUCAGCUAGGUCAUCAGAGGGUUCUUCCAAUGUAACCUGACUUUUUUUGAGGGCGUAGCUCCCAAUUGUGCUUUCUAAAAACUGUCGCAUUUGGUGGACCAAGUAAGAAGGAUAUGAAAUGUUAAAGCUAUAUGGAUUUACCCUUUGAUGGACAGUCCAUGUUUAUUUUUUAUUUUUGCAUAAUUUUAUUGCUCAAUUAUGCUGUUGUAAUUUUUUUUUUUAAAUGAUUUGAGUUGUAUGUAAACAAUGUGAAUUUUUUUUAUUUAUUUGAUAAUAAAUUAAUGCUUUGCUGGGAAGUGGAUACUCUUAGCUGCCUCCAACAAAAACCAAAUCACCUAACGUGAACACAAAGUAAAUGCCUUCGGGGAGGGUACACAGACAGGGUACCCUAGUGUCAACAAUGGCAGUGUUUAUCCAGCCUUGGGUCUUUCUCACUGUCUUGCCCUUAAUAGGUCCAUGGUCUGGCCACCCACUGAAUUAUCAAUCCGAUUGUACACAACCCUCAUAGGGUUCCUCUUCCUGUCCUUUUCUUACUUUCCUUACUCUGAGGUUCCGUAGUAGUUUCAGGACGGGGGCUGUUACCAUGCAGCAGGCUGUUGGAUGAGGGCUUCUGAACCAUCGUGCUGAAGAGCUCUAGCUGCACCUCUCCAAAUCCAUCUAGGGUGCUCAGGUUUAGGCGGCUGUAAGCUGACUUCCCAGAGUGGAGGUUCUUGAUGGUUUGUUCGAAAGUAUAGCGGCAUUCGAUACUGGGGGAUUUGUAUGGUGUGCCUUUAGGUUAGGGGCUAUUUCGGAGGGCUGCCUAGGGGUCUUUGAGCUGACUUUCCUGUGCAUCUGUGUGUGUGCUCUCUUUCUAAUCCAGGAGGGGGUUGGCUGCCCAGCUAUUUUCAUUAUCAGCAGACAGAGUCAGCGGCUAUGGGAUUUCCGGGUCUGAAAACUCAAUCCCGUUUGAGUCUAAAGACGGGCUAUAAUGUACCAAAGAAAUUGUAAAAGGAAAUUUUAAAGAUUAAUGGGGAAAAUGUAGGGCUUAUUGCAGUGUAUAUCAUUGGUCAAGGUCUUCAUCUUUUCUAUACUUAAUAGCUGUUUGAAAAU